Molecule: messenger RNA, 354 nt
Organism: Effrenium voratum
Lineage: Eukaryota; Dinophyceae; Suessiales; Symbiodiniaceae
Source: the annotation of a GenBank genome assembly
GCGCCUCGCCGUGCGCGAGCGCCAUGGGACGAGCCCGAGGUCAGGGCAUGGGAGGACGACGAGGACCUGGAUUGGGACGCACCCGUCUCGCCGGCCAUCCCGGACCUGGACGCAGAGGGAGCAAUCAAAUCCAUCGAGCAGGACUUCGCGGUCAACUUGAACGCGUCGGACGCCGAGCGAAAGCGUAUCUUUAGAAAGUACUUGAUGCGGUGGCAUCCAGACAAAAACCCCGAGGAAUCCAAAGCAACAGCCACGUUUGUGGUGCAGUACCUCUACACAAACAAGGCUUGGUUCUUAGGGUCUUCAACCGAGAUUACGCCGCUGCUGCAAAAUGCGAGCGCUGGCAUGAGCUAA